This is a messenger RNA of Lagopus muta (rock ptarmigan), 3476 nucleotides long. RefSeq names its product histone acetyltransferase 1 (gene HAT1). Gene Ontology annotation, cellular component: nucleus. Lineage: Eukaryota; Metazoa; Chordata; Aves; Galliformes; Phasianidae. The coding region runs from base 11 to 1609 and encodes 532 amino acids. Gene Ontology annotation, molecular function: histone H4 acetyltransferase activity; histone binding. The transcript is spliced from 11 exons. The record is from RefSeq and is a predicted model, not a curated record. Gene Ontology annotation, biological process: subtelomeric heterochromatin formation.
CUUGACCGCCAUGCUGCGCCGGCGAACGGGAGGAGGAGGAGGAGCCGCGCGCUUCUACCCACCCGCCGCGCCGCCGUGGGAGGCAGCGCCCGGCCCCGCCCCGCCCCGCCCGGCGGGCUCUCCGCGGCGCCUGGCCCGCUGCCGCGGCGCCCGGCGGCCCCGCGCCUCGAAAUCCCGCGGCGGAGCGGGCGGUACCGGCCGGGGCCCGGCGGGCUCGAGCGGCCGCCUGCCCAGUUCCGCGCCUCCGCGCCAUGAGGUGUGGAGCCGCCGCCUAGGGCAGGGAGGCGCUCGCUCGAGUCCCGCGCCGUCGGGGGAGGAACUCCCGGCGGCGUCUGUCGCGGCCCAGGGAAAUGGGAGGGCGCUUCGGCCGCGCCCCUCGGCGCGGCAGGGACUUACUCCUAUGGAGAAGAAACUGGCUGAAUACAAAUGUAACACAAACGAAGCAAUUCAGCUAAAACUAGUUCGCUUUCCUGAGGAUUUGGAGGAUGACAACACAACAUUUAAUCCAGAGUAUAGCCAUCAAGUGUUUGGUGAUGAUGAAGUUGCCUUUGGCUACAAGGGACUGAAGAUUCUCUUAUACUAUAUUGCUGGUAACCUGUCAACUCUCUUCCGCAUUGAAUAUACAUCUAAAGUUAAUGAGAAGUUUGACUGUGUGGAGGCAGAUGAUGUUGAAAGUAAAAUUAGAGAAAUUAUUCCUCCUGGCUUUUGUACAAAUACAGAUGACUUUGUCUCUCUGUUGGAAAAGGAGGUCAACUUUAAGCCCUUUGGAAUGCUGCUACACACAUAUUCUGUUCAUAAUGAGGAAGCUGGUGAAGACAUUGCAUAUCAGAUAUAUAAGGCUGACAUGACGUGUCCAGGCUUUCGAGAAUAUCAUGAAAGGCUUCAGACAUUCUUGAUGUGGUUUAUUGAAACUGCUAGCUUUAUUGAUGUAGAUGAUGAAAGAUGGAACUACUUUAUAGUAUUUGAGAAGUAUAAUAAGGAUGGAGCUACGCUCUUUGCGACCGUGGGCUACAUGACAGUCUAUAAUUACUAUGUGUACCCAGACAAAACCCGGCCACGUGUAAGCCAGAUGCUGAUCUUGCCACCAUUCCAAGGAGAAGGCCAUGGUGCUCAGCUUCUCGAAACAGUUCAUAGAUACUAUAUGUCUUCUCCUACAGUACUUGAUAUAACAGCUGAAGAUCCAUCUGAAAACUACAUAAAGCUAAGAGACUUUGUUCUUGUAAAGCUCUGUCAAGACUUGCUUUGCUUUUCCCCAGGAAAGUUAAUGCAAGGCUUCAGCCAAGAAAUGGUAAUGGAAGCUCAACAGAAGCUGAAAAUAAAUAAGCAACACACAAGGAGAGUUUAUGAAAUUCUCCGAUUGCGUGCAACAGAUAUGGGUGAUGCAGAACAAUCCAGAAGCUACCGGUUGGAUGUUAAAAGAAGGCUGAUUGGCCCCUAUAAGAAAAAGCAGAGAGAACUUGCCAAGAUGAGAAGGUGCUUAAGACCAGAGGAGCUGACAAAUCAGUUGAACCAAAUAGACCUAAACAUGCAACAUGAACAGUUAGAAGAGAGCUUCCAGCAACUUGUUUCGGAUUACCGAAGAGUCCUAGAACGACUUGCACAAGCAUGAGGAUUUGACCUGUACAGGAAACUUGCAGAUUUCUGCACAGUGUUAUGAAGCACAUCCUUAAUUGCCACUUAACUGCAACAACAACAACAAAAAACCUUGUGACGUUUUAAUCACAUUAAGGGUGCAUUGUGUUUCUGUGAAUUUUGAAUAUUUUCUAUUUUAGUGCUGUAGAUUUAAAAAUGUUGUUCUUCGAGUUUGGGAGCACUUAAUGCUGAAAUAAACUGUAGAUUCUCAGAUACAAUAACAUGUAAAUUGUUUGAAUUUUUUAACCUUUCUGUUUUGCCUCGGGACUUAACAGAUAUCCAAGUAGCAAGUUAGUACAUGAUUGUAUAUAUUUAUACUGCAACUGUUCUAAAUUUCUCCUAACUUCAUCCUCCUCAGACUGUUUCACUUGGGCCCUACAAUAAUACUGUUUAAGCCUGGGCAUUCUUCAGCCACGUGAACAAGUUAUAAGACUAGUUCUUUGGACUGACUGGCAUGCAUCUGGAGUACAGGCUCUUUACAUGUUCUGAGAAAAGGAUCCUGCUGCCACCAGCUAUUAGGACCUGAUCUACUUCAGAUUCUACAGGGGGUAGUCUUAGGCAUAUUUUUUUUUACCAUCCAUUUUUUUUUUACCAUCCAUUUUUUUACCAACCACCCCUCCAUGAAUCCACAGGUUCAUGUUUAAGAAAAAAUACUUUACAAGUGGAGAAGCAAACAAGGCUUUGUAUUGAUUCCAAAAGCACUUUCCUUAGCUAAUGUAAGAAACUUACAAAUCUGUAGGAAGCCAGUGCUUUUAUAUAGUUCCCUUACUUUGUGAAUUCAAAUAUAUUCUUUUUAGAAUUUUCACUCUUCUGCCUAGGAUAUCUUAUGAUAUGUGGUUCAUCUACUGUAGUGUCAGAAACUAUUACAGUUAUUAAUCAUAGAAUCACAGAAUGGUUGGGGUUGGAAUGAACCUCUAAGAUCACCUAGUUUCAACCCUCCUGCUAUAGGCAGGGACAUCUCCCUCUAGACCAGGUUGCUCAAAGCCCCAUAUGUAUUGAUUUUACAUUGCUAGUCCUUCCUUCAACAACCAGAAAGAUUGCAAUUGAACCACAAGUUCUAUCUAUUAAAACGUUUCACUUACAAAAGGCUAUAAGCCACAAAGUUGGAAGUAUUUGAAACUGUGAGACUAGGAGGUCUGUGCAAUUAGUUGAAAUGGAAGGCUAUUACACAGAACAGGACAGAUUUAAGUCCCACUCAUGCAGAACAUACUAGCUGCCACUAUAUUGGCUUAUAUCUCUGGAGGGAAUAUCAUAGGGAUGGGCUGGCCUCCCCAUCACUCAAAUCUUCCUACAGCUUAAAAAGAUAAACAAUACAUAUACUAGUACUCAAACUACUCAUUUAAAUAAGUUUACCAUGUUCUUUGUUCCUUGAGCUAGAAGCCUGCAGAAAUGGGCUUUGCCAGAAAUGAGACUACAGAUGCUGUAUGUGCCUCCUUUUAGACCUACAAACACGUGUGAAAAGGAUCAUUGAUCUAACAAUUGCUGGAUUUCCGUGUUCAAAAUAGUCUUGCUUCUCGAGUCUAGAGAAACAAAGAGCAAACAAAAAAAUCUUUCAUUCUUCAAAGUUCAUUGCAAAUACAAGAAUUGCACCCAAACUGAAGGAAAUUCAGGUAAUAACAAAUGAAGGCAAGUCCUUGGGAGUAGCAUUUCAGAAUUCCCUUUUACCACUGCAAAAGAUCUUUAUACCAGGAGCAGAAACGUACGUUGUUUUCUUUCUUUAGUAAAGAGCACGCAGUAGUGAAAACAUUCCUCAGAUGCAGGGUAUGUGCUCCAUUUAAGACCUCUUCACGUUUUGAGCAGAAGAGAUCAAACAAAAGAAAUAAAGAUCAAUGGGAAGAGCUUGA